Sugiyamaella lignohabitans is the source of this 4404-nucleotide messenger RNA. It is a transcript of the gene NTE1, whose product is annotated as Nte1p. The record is from RefSeq and is a predicted model, not a curated record. Lineage: Eukaryota; Fungi; Ascomycota; Dipodascomycetes; Dipodascales; Trichomonascaceae. Gene Ontology annotation, cellular component: endoplasmic reticulum. Gene Ontology annotation, biological process: phosphatidylcholine metabolic process. The coding region runs from base 1 to 4404 and encodes 1467 amino acids. The transcript has a single exon. Gene Ontology annotation, molecular function: phosphatidylcholine lysophospholipase A1 activity.
AUGUCCCUAAGUUAUGCAUUUUUCCGAUAUAACUAUUUGACAGUGUACUCCAGACUGCCACCUGAACAACACCGUCAGAAACCGAAGUUGGACUUGUUUCUGGACUCUAGAUCAGAGGCCCAGAGUGGAUCAGGAACGUCAACCUAUCUGGAUGAUUUCUUAAGUGCAAUUAAAGUAUUUGGCUAUCUUGAUAGAAAAGUGUUCCAUGAACUGACGAAGCAUAUGACUACUUAUAAGCUACAGGCUGGGGAAACCGUCAAGCUCCAGGAUUUGAAAGGUUUUGCCAUCGUAGUAGAUGGUUCUGUGGAAGUAUUUGUAAAGAAACAAGUAGACUCUACCACUUCAUCGAUCGAUAAAGAUAGCAUUGAUAAAGAUCUACCCUCUUCGAAUCAUGAAACUAUUGAUGGAGAUAACUACCAGCUUUUGAAUGAGGUCAAGAAAGGAGCCCCCCUUAGUUCUCUCUUUACUAUUCUGUCUUUAUUCACUGAAAAUUUGGACGGGAACAAGGGUGUACAGAAAAAUAACGCCACAGUUGGGCCUGGUGGACCCACUCGAAUGAGGUCAGCUCGUGAUACUGUCAGGCCCUCUGAUUUCAACUUGAACAGCCCUCAGCUCCGUCCUCAGGGCAGUAAUAGCCCUGUAUUCGAACCUGUUCUACAAGCAGCCAAUGGAUUGGGUUUAGGGACUCAAGUUCGAGACAUACCUGAGAGAGCUACUGGCAGCGGACUCAAUAGCGAUUCAGUGCAUGUGCCCUUUCCUGAUACCUCCAAUGUCUCUUCUAUGUCCGCUUAUGAACUUAUGUCCCCUGGUGAUGGAAACGAAACAGAUGAGUCUUCUAUGGCAGAGUCGCCGAUAAUUCCAAUCUCUAUAACUUCUCCCGUAGCAUCUACAGCGGCUAGAAUGGGUGGUACUGAUAUAAGUCGAAUCCGCAGCCAGGGCCAUUCUCGCAAUGGAAGCCAAAAUUACACUUCGAGCCAUGGACACUCUAGUGGUAAUGUCCGUAAUGGGCAGAAUUUCUCUCAGCAUUCUCAUCAGCAUCAGCAGCAUCAACAUCAGCACCAGCAACCACAUGUACAUCAGCAGCCACAUCUUGCACACAAGUCAAGACGUAGAACAAAAAAGCACCAGCCCCCUAAUAGCGCAGCAACAGGAUUUGAAGUUAUCUCCCAAGAUAUUAUUUCAAGGGCAAUGGUCAACUCAACAAUUGCAAUUAUUCCUGAAGAAGCGUUUAGAAAACUAACUUGGAAGUAUCCAAAGGCUGCUUCCCAUAUUGUGCAAUUGAUUUUGACCCAUGUUCAGAGGGUCACUUUUCAGACGUGCCAUAAUUACUUGCGACUAACUGGAGAGGUAUUCAAAACUGAAGAAAAGAUAAAUAAACUUGCCCCACCUUCCAAUUCCAUUCCUCGUUACUUGCACGAUAGUGCUAUUAGGCGGCUGGCCGAGAAAGCCAAGGAGUUUCAAGAUGAUGAAAUGGUGUCUUUGAAGCCUCGAAACAUAAAACGAAGUACGACAAAGCUCAGUAAUACACUAUUGAGAUCAUCAUCCCGUCAAGUAGUGUUGGAACCAGAUUCAUCGCAUCCCGGCGACUUGCUGUCCAACGUUCCUUUAUCGAGCAGACAAUUUGGUCAAGGAUGGGCCCCUUUACCAAUUGAUAAUGUAGGAUUUAAGACGUCAAUCAAUUUCACUAGCGACAAUGACAGCGAAGAUGCUAUUAUGAGAAGCGUUUUUGCUGAUUGCAUAUUCAAGAUACUAGGGUUCGACGAGGCUCUAAUUAGAAGCAAGAGACCCUCAACUAGUGGCCCGGGGGGACCCCAAUCUCCAUUUUCGCCAACAUUAUCUGCCGAAUCGAGCCCUCUUUUCUUACCAGUCUCUGAAUCCUCGAGAUAUUCGGGCAUUCGCUAUCGUCAAGGAAGAACACGUCAUGACACAGCUAGUGGCUACACAUCGUUUAGUGAGAGUAGAAAUACAGGCACUGAGGAUGAUUCUGGUAGUAAUGCAACAUCUAUCUCAGAGUACGAAAGUGCUCAGUCCGAGGCUUCGCGAUAUCUUGAAGUGGAAUUCCAUCGUAAAGGAGCGUAUCUUUGCAAACAGAAUGAGCGGUGUCCAGGUAUCUAUUUUGUCAUAGACGGAGUGUUGGAAGUUGGAUUUACAGAAAAAUCUGGUUCUUAUAAAGUUCUUCAUACCGUCAAAUCUGGCGGUAUUGGCGGUUUCUUGGGUACUAUUUUGGGAUAUAAAUCUUUCUGCGAUAUUAAAGCUAAGACAGACGUUUAUGUGGCAUUCCUUCCUCGGUCAGCUCUUGAGUUAAUAUCUGAUAAGUAUCCCAUGUUUUAUAUCGGUGUGGCUAAAACAUUGACAAAUGUGCUUGAUAGAUUAAUCCUUCACCUAGAUUUCGCUCUGGAAUGGGUUCAAAUACCUGCUGGUCAUGUUGUGUUCAACCAAGGGGAAGAUGCAGAUGCUCUUUAUUUCGUUCUGAAUGGCAGAUUGCGGUCACUAGCAGAUGGCACCCCUGAACACCAGAGUAACAAUAGUAGCAGCAAUAGUAACGUUGUCGAAGAAUUUGGUCAAGGAAGUAGCGUGGGAGAGCUAGAGGUACUGACAUCUUCCAAGUAUUUGAAUACGUUGCAUGCAAUUCGUGACUCUGAAUUGGCUAGGUUUCCGAGGUCAUUGUUCGAAAGUUUGUCAUCCCAACAUCCGUCUCUAACAUUUGAGAUCACGCGUUUGCUAGCGUCUCGAAUUAGCCGUAAAUUGGGCAAAGAGACCACUAUCGAAGAUUUGUCUAAGUCGACGUUUAGAACAAUUGCUGUAUUACCUAUCACUAAUGGCCUUCCAGUAACAGAAUUUUCAGAGAAGUUGCUUGCUGCAUUCAUUGACACUAACCGAGGGGCUGUAUUGUUAAACAAUGCAACCAUGUUGACAUACCUUGGUAGGAAUGCGUUCAACAAAAUGGGUCUUCUUAAACUAUCGGGAUAUCUGUCAGAACUUGAGGAGAAGUAUCAGACAGUCAUCUAUGUUGCUGAUGCCAGCGUAAAAUCGCCUUGGACGCAAAAAUGUAUCACACAAGCAGACUGUAUACUGCUUUUGGCGGACGCAAUGCAGGAACCUGACAUAGGUGAAUAUGAGCAUUUGCUUGUGAAGAUGAAGGCCAUGGCCCGAACAGAUCUUAUUUUGUUACACCCCGAAAGAUAUGUGGCACCUGGAUCCACUGCGUUAUGGCUUAAAAAUAGAAUAUGGGUCCAUUCUCACCAUCAUGUUCAGAUGGUAGUUCCGCACCAAGACCGUCAUCAUGCUCAUCGACCAGGAGGAUACGGCCAAAAUAUUAUUAGGGCUCGUGGAACCUUCAAAAAGUUCCGUGACAAAGUUCAGUCAAUUCAAGCAGAAAUCAUCACAAAAUAUCGUUCCAAUCGCAUGCCUAUUUACUCCAGUUCACUCGUUCAUAAAAAUGAUUUUAACAGACUCGCACGGGUAUUGUCUGGUAGAGGUGUGGGAUUAGUUUUAGGCGGAGGGGGUGCUAGAGGUCUUUCACACAUCGGCGUUAUCCGUGCCUUAGAGGAAAAUGGUAUCCCAAUUGAUUUCAUUGGUGGCACUUCUAUAGGGUCAUUUAUUGGUGGACUUUAUGCAAGAGAAUAUGACCUGGUACCAAUAUUUGGUAGGGCCAAAAAAUUUGCAAGUAGGGUUUCCAGCUUGUGGCGUAUGGCUUGGGACUUGACAUAUCCUGCGACAUCAUAUACAACUGGUCACGAGUUCAAUCGUGGUAUUUGGAAGACGUUUGGAGACAGCCGAAUUGAAGAUUUCUGGCUGAAGUUUUAUACCAACACCACGAACAUCACACACUCUAGAAUGGAGAUUCAUACUAGCGGCUACGCAUGGAGAUAUAUUCGAGCUUCUAUGUCGCUUGCUGGCCUUUUACCUCCUUUGACAGAUAAAGGAUCCAUGCUGCUAGAUGGAGGAUACGUUGAUAAUCUGCCUGUGUCGGAAAUGCGUCUACUAGGAGCGAAUGUCAUUUUCGCUGUAGACGUGGGUAGUAUCGAUGACACUACGCCUAUGGAAUACGGUGACACACUUUCUGGUCUGUGGGUUGUUUUUAAUCGUUGGAAUAUAUUUUCGCGUCACCCCAAUGUUCCAAAUCUGGCCGAAAUCCAGCAGCGCUUGGCUUAUGUUUCGUCUGUCGGUGCAUUGGAAAAGGCCAAGGCUACUCCUGGAGUGUUCUACAUGCGACCACCUAUAGACAACUACGCUACACUUGAUUUCGGAAAGUUUGAUGAGAUCUGGUCAAUCGGUUCGCAAUACGGACACGAAACAAUUGACAGGUGGAAACGAGAGGGGAAGUUAUCACAGGUUCCAGGUGUGGCCCUUAGUAAUGGUGAGAAUCCGCGUCGCAACGUAUCUCGCCGUAAUUCUAUUUAG